Messenger RNA from Rotaria sp. Silwood2, 1161 nucleotides. The record is from the annotation of a GenBank genome assembly. NCBI's taxonomy places the organism in Eukaryota, Metazoa, Rotifera, Eurotatoria, Philodinida, Philodinidae.
AUGACAACAACAACAACAACAUCCUGGAAAACAACACCAAUAAGACCUCUUCCUCUUAUAGGUGGACCACAAUCAGCAUUUGCUCGUCUUUUUCCUGAAAAAUAUCGACAACAAGAAGAACUUCUGAAAAAACAACGUUCAAAAUCAAGUGAUAAUCAACGUUUAAAUAAUGAUCAAAUUAAAAUUGAACAUAGAACAAGUGAUGAUAAUGAUAAUAAACAAAAAUUAAGAAGAUCUUAUCGAGUUCGAUUGCAUUCAAAUAUUAAUAAUAAUUUUCAAAAUCAUACUAAAUCUGAACCAUAUCUUAAUAAAAUUCAUCUAUCAUCAGAUUAUUCAAAACAUAAUAUUAACUAUAAUAAUAAUAAUCCUGUAACAAUGUAUCAUACUAAUGCAGAUGAUAUUACUUAUACUCAAACAAUAGGAACUCGAUAUUUAAGAUCACCUACAUCACCUUCACCUGAACCUCUUGUUUUUCGUGAAAAACAAACAAUAUCACCUAAUUCAACAACACCAUCAAUACCACCUCGUACUCCAUCGCUAUUAAUUGUUCGGAAACAACCAUCAACAUCUCCGAAAUAUCAACCAUCAGAAAUGAUUACAAAAACAUUACCAUCACCUCCAACAGUACCACGUCGUGUUAUUAUUAAACAUAUACCACCUUUACCAGUUAAGCCACGUCCAGUAAUUAUUGAAAAAUGUUCAUCAUCUAAACCAACAAAAGAACAUCGUGUUUUACAUCAACACACUGAACAAAGUCGACCUAUUCAACGUAAUCUUAUUCUUCGAUAUGAACCACCUCGUGUUAAAAUUAAACAAGAAAUUCAAAAUUUUGGUUGGUUUCGUGUUGAUCCUAAACUUUAUCAAGCUCAACAUGGUUCAACACUUCGACGUACAGAAAGUAUUCGACAAGUUUUAGAAAAUAUUGGAUGUAAUGCUGAUUUAAUAACAUCAACUGGAUAUAAUACAUGUUAUUCUUCAACAACAAAUCAAACAAAUAAUUCAUCACAAUAUGAUUAUCCACGACAAACAACUCGUUUUACUAAUAAACAAUUAAAUACAUUUAUCGGUUCAUCUAUUCCAACAACAACAACUAAAGAACAUUAUUAUGAUGUACCGAGACAAUAUGAUGAUGAUAAUACAGAAGUUUUCUCUAUAGUUUAA